Molecule: messenger RNA, 3078 nt
Organism: Salvia hispanica
Lineage: Eukaryota; Viridiplantae; Streptophyta; Magnoliopsida; Lamiales; Lamiaceae
Product: glutamate receptor 2.7-like
Cellular component (GO): membrane
Molecular function (GO): ligand-gated monoatomic ion channel activity
Source: RefSeq, a predicted model, not a curated record
AUGCCUAUUUCAAAGCUCACCUUCUUCACCUUUCUUUUCCUUUUUGAUCAUUUCACCAACGCCGCAGCUGCAAAGGUUGAUGUGGGAAUCAUUCUUGAUCUUCAGACACCUCUUGGAAAGAUGUUCAAAACUUGCAUUUCUAUGGCCAUUGAAGAUUUCUACUCCAAAAACACUUACAAGACGAUGAUCGUGCCUCAUUUCAGAGAUUCGAGCAGUGAUAUCGUCUCUGCAGCUUCUGCAGCUAUUGAUCUGCUCAAAAACACUCAAGUGAUAGCGAUUUUCGGGCCACAAGCAUCCAUUCAAGCAGAUUUUGUGAUAGAUAUUGGUGAUAGAGUGAAAGUCCCAAUAAUCUCACCAGCAACCAGUCCAUCUCUGUCCCCUCAAGAGUCCCCAUUCUUCAUCAGAUCUUCAUGGUGCUCUGCUUCUCAGGCCAAAGCAGUUGCUGCAAUUGUCAACCACUUUGAUUGGAGGGAAGUUGUCUUAGUCUACGAAGACACCAUUUAUGGGAUUGGACUAUUGCCAUUUCUAACCGAGCGUUUUUUAGAGAGCAAUGCUCUUGUUUCAAACAUGACAGCAAUCUCCCCUUCUGCUGACAAUGACCUGAUUCUUGAAAAACUGUUGGAGCUGAGGAGGAUGCAGACGAGGGUGUUUGUCGUCCACAUGCUCCCACCUGUUGCGUCGCGUUUCUUCAAGAUGGCCCGGAGAGCCGGGAUGAUGGGGGAGGGUUAUGCUUGGAUCAUCGCGGACGCGCUCACUAGUUUGCUAGACUCUGUGGAUUCAGAGACUAUUGAGGCCAUGCAAGGCGUGGUGGGCGUGAAGGCCUAUUUUCCGAGGUCCAGUGAAGUUCACAACUUCACUGGGCGAUGGAGGAAGAGGUUUCGCCAGGACAAUCCAGCGCUUGAAACAUCAGAACUGAACGUUUUUGGCCUGUGGGCUUAUGACAGCAUAACUGCUCUAGCAGAAUCCGUGGAGCGCGUACGCGCAGAUGCAUCUCCGAGAUUCAAUAAAACGGCCGUUGGUAGAGGUAAUCUGACAGAUAUGGAAGCAAUAGGGGUUUCAAAUAGUGGUCCAAGACUUGCUCCUCUGCUCAGAAACUUCACCUCAAAAGGGUUGAGUGGGGAUUUCAUGAUCAAGAAUGGUGAAUUGCAGGCUUCUGUGUUUGAGAUCAUGAAUGUGGUAGGCAAUGGAGCAAACACUGUGGGAUUUUGGAGGGAAAAUCAAGGGAUUUCCAAGAGAUUCAAGGGAGAUGAUGAUGUUGGUGAUAUUAAGCAUACGCUCGGGGCCGUGGUGUGGCCGGGGCAGACUAGUGAGGCGCCACGAGGGUGGGAAGCUGCGGCUGUGAAUGCGAGGAAGCUGAGGGUGGGAGUGCCGAUGAAGUGCAGAGCCGGCCAGCUUGUGAAUGUUUCAAUAGAUGAAGAAACAGGGAAAGUUAAUGCAAGUGGUUUCUGCAUUGAAAUGUUUGAAGAGGCAAUGAGAUCACUGCCUUAUCCAGUUCAAUUUGAAUACAUCCCUUUCAAAAAUGCUGAUCAAAAUAGCACUAUUUAUAACUAUGACAGCCUCAUUCAACAGCUAGCACUCAAGAGAGUUGAUGCAGUGGUAGCAGAUAUAACGAUGUCAGCUAGCCGAGCACAACAAGUAGACUUCACCAUUCCCUACAUAGAAUCUGGGAUUUCGACCGUUGUCCUAAUAAAGGACAAAGAGAAUACUUGGGAUUUCAUGGCACCUCUCACAAGAGACCUCUGGAUCACCAUUGGAGGUACCUUCAUCUUCACCGGCUUUGUCGUGUGGGUCCUCGAGCAUCGCCUGAACGAAGAGUUCCGAGGCCCUCCUCACAAGCAAAUAGGGAUGAUUUUCUGGUUCGCCUUCUCAACAUUAACUUUUUCACAGAGGGAGAGAGUGAAGAGCAACUUGUCAAGAUUCGUGGUGAUCGUAUGGCUGUUUGUGGUGCUUGUGCUAUCGACGAGCUACACUGCAAACUUGACAUCUCUGCGGACGGUGAAUCAGCUGGCAUCCACGGACUACCGGAACAUAACAUCUGUGGGGUUCAAAGAAGGGUCUUUUGUGAGGGCAGUUUUGGGUGCUACUUUAUCAGACAAUUCCAAGCUUACAGUUUACACCACCUUCGAAGAGUACGAUAAGGGACUCUCUUUAGGCAGCUCAAGAGGUGGAGUUGAUGCAGUUGUUGAUAAUGUGCCUUCCCUUAAGGUCUUCCUCUACAAAUACUGCAACAAAUACACCAUGAGUGGUCUCAUCCAUAGAAAUUCUGGCUUUGGAUUUGCCUUUCAAAAGGGUUCACCCCUCGCCCCAGAUGUUUCAAGAGAAAUCUUGAUGAUGAAAGAGACUGGAAAAAGGGAUCAGAUUUCAAGAAAAUGGUUUGGCGAAGGAGGCUGCAGCUCAAACAAUACAACGGAUGCUGACUCCAGAAAGCUAGAUGUCAAAAACUUCAGUGGGCUGUUCUACAUUACUGGCUUAUCUUCAUUAUCAGCUCUGCUCAUAUUCUUGGUCACUUUUUUGUACGAUAAUCGCCUUGUUUGGAGCUCUGAUGCUUCUCUCAAGCACAAACUACUUCAACUUGCUCAACGUUUUGAUCAUAGGGAGAGCGACAAUGAGUUGCUGCCAUUUUCCAAGAAAUCAGCAGUUGUUUGUGAAGAAAUGGUUGCUGCAGAGAUGAAGAGUAAGCCCAAAAGCUGCAUUUGUUGUGAACAAGGGAAGUGGUCAACAAUACAACUGUGGUUUAGACCACAAGCCUGCUAUGGUGAUGGAUUGGAAAGCCUGGAUCUGGAUCGUUUCACCGGCCUUUUCCUCAUUGCAGGGCUAUCAUCAUCAAUGGCUCUAGCUGUGUUCUUCUCCGGAUUCUUUUAUGAGAACCGGCAUAUAUUAGCCUCAUCGGCUUCAGUCAAGAAAAAGCUUCAUAGUCUUGCUAGAGCUUUUGUUGGGAGAAGAUCAAUACACUCAGAAUCUGAGGGUUUAUCACAAAGUCCAUCAAUUAGGACUUGUUGUGAUGAAGAAGGAAUGUUUUCCCAAGAUGAAGGGCUCUCAACGGUUGAUAUAGAAAUGCAAGAGGCUAAUAAUUCAUAA